Molecule: messenger RNA, 6220 nt
Organism: Phytophthora nicotianae INRA-310
Lineage: Eukaryota; Oomycota; Peronosporomycetes; Peronosporales; Peronosporaceae
Exons: 2
Coding region: 1205-4729 (1174 amino acids)
Biological process (GO): chloride transmembrane transport
Molecular function (GO): chloride channel activity
Source: RefSeq, a predicted model, not a curated record
CGAAGGUGUAAUGCCAACAAGCUUGGUCUUUCUUACUGACAUAUCGAUUGUGGCAGUAUCAAGUGCUUGACCAUCGUGGAGAAAUGUGAAGUGGUUUUCGAGCACCCCGUACGCUUCCACAGGUUUCAUUUGUGAGGAGUUUGUGCUCUCAUCAGCGUGGAAGUUUACCAGGACGCCGAGACUUGUACAGUCGAGUGCCUCUGCUUCAUCUUCAUGGCCAGUAACGACAACAGGUGUGAAAGACUCGAUAGUGAUUUCGACAUGCUCCAGAGAACUGGUACUGAGCACUGGACCUCGGCAGGCUGCAUCCAGUGACACAUACACGCAAGUGCCUGCAGUAUGGUCUAACGGGCUCUUCGUGUCAUUCGGUGGAAAGGCAAAUGCAUAGUGUGUCUGCUGGAAUUGACAUCCGACAUUGGCAAGGGGGAGAAUGCACGUUCCAAGCAAGAAAUCUUCCUGAUGACUAUCCCCACGUUCCACAAUGUCGAGUUUUAGAGCCAAGCGUUUUGUAUCUUCGGUGAUUGCUACCCCUGCUCUUCCUCCAGCACCUCCUAGCUGCUGGUUUAUAGUCUGUGGCCACCCUGUGGGUAAUGGGAUGGCUAGCACCUCGUUCCAGGAAGGUGAAGUGCUGGCUUCGACAACGCGCGUCGCAGCAUAUGGAGAAAACUUGUGUUCGUAUAAUACUCUGCCUUCUAGUGGCAAUGUUGACGUAUCUGCUGCUCUGGUGGCGUCUCCUCGACGGCACUGCACAAGGUUGGAGCAUCCGGUAAAGACACCAACCGAAGCGACCACAUACGUGUUGAGUUGAUCUCCAGCGAUAGUAGUACCAUUCAGCUUUGUCGAAACAUCUUUGGUAACAAGCGCAUCCAGAUUCCGCCCGAAAUGCACAAGAACUAACAACAAAUCUCCGCCGCGCUCGUCCGAAGCACUGAAGGGCCUGCACAAUAUUACUUUGAAGGUUGAGUCAACUAGACGCCAUCAAACGCAAAGAAUGGAACGCACCUCGUGCUCCGAAGGUUGUUCGCGAGGUCGGCAGUGACUCCUAUAGCCGGCACCUCGGGUUCCAGCUCCUGCGGUUCGUGCGGAGAGGACAUGCAUUCCUUCACUUUCGUUGCCACCUUGGGGUCGGCGUCUCGUCGAGGUCAACGUGAAACGACGUCCAAUAGCGAUCUUUCGUGUGGAUCAAUUGGAAGAUCGAGCUGCCAUGUCAUACAACUCGGUGGCGCUGGGGAUCGUCGGCAGCCCGGGGACUUCACCGCGGGGCGAGCAGCAUGUGCUCGAGACGUUCUAUUACACGCUGGUGUUCCCGGUGCCCUCGGCUCGAGAGAUGCCACGCAUCAGCUACGCUGACGUGUGUGAGAUGCUACGUGGAGUGACGGCCGGAGGACCAGCACGAGAGGCGCGUGCAGUCGACGAGCUACGUGCAGCCUGGGAAGCCAAGUUUCGUUCGGGUGCACCCAUGGCACAGGAUAUGAUCCCAUUCUCGGCGUUGCAGGAACUCAUGCGGGACGUCAUCAUCGCGCGGUUCUCGGCUUUACCUGGGAUGAUAAUUCGUCCGCGCACUGAGAGUCAAGACAAAGGCCGGAUAUUGCUGAGCUUCCGUCCUACUCUAGCGUUGCUGAGAGCUACAGCAGAGCGACUCAAGAUGCGAAUGCCCGCUUCUAGUGCUCUUGAAAUUGAUAGCAAGGCAGAGACAAAGCUGUGGAGUCAAGCUGAAGCACAAGAGGAGAUCUACCGACUCUUCCUUGCAGGUAAGAUAACCGCGGAAGACGCGCAGAUCUUCGACUAUGAGGACAGCGGGAUGUGGUCUCGUCGAUUGCGUGCUCUGCAGAGAUUCUCCGCUAUCAAGACCGGAGGACAGGCUGAAGAAGGGGUGGUGUAUCUGCCAUUUCGUGAUCUUGCUGCGCUACGCUACGUGUAUCGCCAGAUUGAUGACGAAGGAGACGGAGGUGGAGCCAGUGACGGAAGUACCUUGUCUCCCUUUCGCGUGGUGGACAAGAUCCGACUGACGAAGGCGCUGAUAGAUGCCGAGUUUGACUGUGACGCACUGCUGGAGCGCGGACUACUGGACCAUCAUCUCUGUCCACAUACCCACAGAGCUACAGACGUGGACACAUCCCUGGAUGUACUUCGAGUUCAGUGGGGAGCACUCCCAAGUCCGUGGAGAUUGUUUUGCGGCCUUUACCAGUGGUUCCGUAGCUCUGAACCGACAGCAGAUCCACUUCUCCAUGUGCGGAAUUACUUUGGGGAGCAGCUUGCACUCUACUUCGCGUUUGCUUCUUUCCAAGCGAGUGCAUUGAGGACGCUCGGAUUCCUGGCGUUGGUACUUGCGGUUCUUGCAGCGAAGACAUCGAGGCUCCGAGAGGCAGAAGCUUCUUUCUGUUUGUGUUCGUGUGCGUUCCUGGGGAUCUUUGUGCGCAAGUGGGAGCUGCAAGAGGCACGUUUUGCUGCUCGUUGGUCUGGCAGCACACCAAGUGACGGUGGGAGUGCAGUCAAUCCACUCCUCCAAUUACCAAGGCCGCAGUUCCGUGGACGAAUGCGACGCAGCCCUGUGACCCUUCGUUUGGAGCCGUAUUCACCGAUCGGGAAGGAGGUUGCACGUCGGUUGAUGUCAACGGUGGUGCUUGUGGCUCUUACGUUGGAGCUUGCGGCGGCCAAUGCUGUGCUAGUGGCGAGUAACCACUUUCAAGCUCUUGCAACCGAGACUUCCUCGAGAUUCAACGUGGCGCUAGGAGUGAUAGCACUGAUAAGUAAGUGUGCGAUACCGCACCUGGCACGUUGCAGCCGAGCGCUCACCAACUGGGAAAAUCACCGACUACAGCGUGACUAUGACGCUCAGCUCACGUUUAAAUUUGCACUACUGCAGAGCGCCAAUUGUUUCAGUGCGCUGUGGGGACUGGCAUUCUUGCGACCAGUACGCUGCAAACUUGGUCAGUGUCAACACUUUGAAAAUGCUGAAGUCAAUGUCUCGAGCAAUGACCAAGCAGCUCGCAUGCUGCUGAUACUACUCGGGUUAGAUGUCGUUGUCGCUUUGUGUGGUCUACGCUGGGCAGUGUGGAAGUUAGUUUGUGGUGGUAAUGUAUGGAGACAAGUAUCGACAGAGGCGGUAAUGAGACCUCUUCGAAUGGUUGAGCGAACACAAGGAGGCAAUGUCCGGCCCACAACGACACUGCUGGUGGCAGCGUCCACGGGUUCAAGUAUCGAAACCGACUUGUCAUUGGUGCCGUACGAGGGAGUACUUUUCGACUACGCACAGCUUCUGGUACCUCUGGGUUUUGUGGCUUGGUUUGCGCCCUUAGCUCCACUGUCUUGCUGUGUCUUAGCUUGGAUUGUUGCAGCAUUACAGAUACGUGUGGAUGCACACAGCUUGUGCUAUGAUGCGCAGCGACCUUUUCCAAUUCAGACGCUCUCUCUUGGCUCAUGGAUCGGCUACCUGCACGUUCUGCGAAUAGGUGCCAUUCUUCACUCCACUGUCUUCAUGCUGAUGAUUUUUCUGAAUACGACGGCUGCCGACCUCGAUAACAAGACAUUUGAACAGCACGUCGUGGCGUUGGGAGCUCUAUUUGCCUUUGUCGGAUGGGUAUCCUAUGCGCUAAAAGACCAUCAAGAUCUUACCGAAGACCGUCGUCUCAAGUUGUUGAGGGCUAAGCAAGCAGCGCUGGAGAGCAAAUACCUUGGACACCUUGGUACCCAUCUCGCGGCAAGCGCCAAGGCAGCGCUCCCUCCAGGACGCGUCUUCCUUAAUGGUGUGCCUCGUUAUGUAGUCACUGGCGACAAAGGCGAGGAAGACGCCGCUGAAGAACUUCGCGAUCAAUGGCGUCAACAGCAAAUGCAGAUGCUAGGACUGGAAAAGAGGAUUGUGGAGCUUCGAGACAGUGAAGACGACACGCCCAGCAUUGGUGUUCUUUACGUGGAAGUGCAAGGGAUCAGUCUUCUUCCGAUAGCGUCGCCCAUUCACUCGUUUGUGGAGUUUUGCGUACAGUCUGGGACUGUUGGAACCGGCAGUGGGAGCUCACGAGGCGAUUCAAUGAGCACGAAGUCAUUGGAAGCCUCCAAGGCUGCGAAGAAAGAAACUGGUGGCCGCAUCGCAUCGCCUGUGCCAGCACAAAUGGCUAAUACGUCGGUCAGCAAGAAAAGUCGAUCUCCACUGUGGCAUGAGAGCUUUGAGUUGCCUGUAACAGCUCUGGGAGACGUGUUAGCUCUGCGUCUUUGCGACGGUGGUCCAAUGAUACCUUCGGUGAGGCAGCGACGUGUUUUGGGGCGUGCGCAGCUUGGAAUUGACGAUGUUAUCACUCGCACAAGCAGUUCUACGUUGCCCACCGCUGCGGUGGGGUUGCCUGCCGCAGCUAGUGUAGCAGAAACGAAAGCUACCAAGCCAAAGCCAAAAGCUUCAUCUGAGUCGUCAUCCUCUGGCAACGAAGACGAAACAGGUGACAUAAAUUCAUCUCGAUCCUCUGUCCCAAGGACGCAUUCAGUGACCUCCAGACCUUCUUCGCGCUCGAUAGACGUGCCAAUGGCGACGUACGAGCUGCAGUUGGAGCUUCCUGAGUCGCUGCGACGUACGAAACAAUCUGAAGUGACGAAGCACGGACCUCCACGACUUGCUCUACGCUGUGGCGUUCGUCUCAAUGAACUGGGCUCCCUGCUCGUACAGCAACGUCGGCUGCGUGAAAAGCUUGCUUUGUUGCGUUCACAGGAGGUUCAGCUGUCAAGUUGGGGUGGAAUGUAGCUGUAACUGUUGAUCAACUAAGCAGACGGGUGUGUGAUGGUGAAUAACUUAAGACGUCCAUUUGAAGCGGUCUAUCUACGUGUUGCUAGGCUCGCUCAGCGGAGCUCCAUGGACUCGCGGACCCAACAGAACGUCGGAGACUGCUGUGCUUCUCGAGCGCUUUGGAUCUGGUCCUGUUGGUGGUGAAGGUAUUGUUGCUGGGACUGCAGCUCCCACUGCGCUCUGGCAAUGGCGUUCUCGUUGCAAGCGCGACCCGCACUGUCGCUUCCAGUGCUACCGUCGGAAUCGGCCUCCGUCAUGUACUUGGACAGCGUUCGCUUGCUGCCGACUCCCUUCAUGUGACUCACGCCCACGUCGCUGCCCCCUCUACCCGUGAGUCUUCUCAUGAGGUAGAGCAUGCAGAUGGUCGGGAAGAUAUUGGGGAUUAUGUUGUAGAGAAUGAGAUACACGAUCAUGGACAUGGCAGCACCCGACUCGUUGAGUAUCAGCGCCAAUAUGCGCACCACGUCCGACACGAUGAAGAUGGAGAUGGCGAGCAUAAGCUGAUUGAGCGACUUCUCCACGCUGGCGGCCGGGACAGUUCCACGUGCAAGCAGCAGACGCCGACGUAGACGGAAACCCUGGUAUCCCAGCAGAACGCCGUACGCGAGCACGACAAGCACACCUGAAUAGGUCAGCACGCCUCGGAGAGCGCUUUUCAUAAAGCUGUACUGGCCGUAGAUGUCGUCGGUGUAUCUGGAAAUCAAGAUAGGUACUAUCACGCCCCAGAGUAUCAGUAGCGCGUUGAGUACGGUGACGAUCUUGGUCAUGCGGCGUCGUGCCAGUCGCUGACCUGCCGAGACGACGCCAGCCCAACAGACAGCCAGGUACGACUUGCAGAAGGAGAGCAGCAGUAGCGAGUAGAGUCGGCACACGUACAUGACCUCCCAGGUCUGUGAUGUGGGGUACCAGAUCCACUCGACGGCCUCGGGAAGCUGCAACAGUGUCGCUACGAGGAGCGUCACGUGGAAAGCCUUCUUGGCGCCGGCGCUCGAGUGCAGGAAGUGUAGGGAGGUGCGCCACGCGACGGCCAGCGAUAGUGCCACGUACAGCAGCAGUGACAGCCAACCGCAGACCCUCAGCGUCACCAAUUGCUUCUGUAGCAGCGUCUCGCCUUCUUCAUCGUCCGCAGUGACUUCUGCUGUGGUGGUCGUCGUCCCUGUGGCUGGAGCUAUGGAGCCUGUACCUGUGUCCUGUUCGGUGCUGUUGAAGGCGGAGCAGACGCCCGAGAGCGCCACCACUAGCAGCAAGAGGGCGCAUUUGAGCCGCCCGCGCGCAGGACCUACGAGCACGAAGGUCAUGCUCGCCACUGCGCUGCUUUUACUAUGGCAAACAACGAUGACCGGCUCCUUUUUCUAGCUGACUUUAGGGUACGGACCGCACCACACCAUAUGUACAUCGUUUUUUCUCCUUACAAAAAAACAGUGUAGCAUCUGCCACCCCAUCCUGGCC